This is a messenger RNA of Capronia epimyces CBS 606.96, 4008 nucleotides long. RefSeq lists its product as uncharacterized. The transcript is spliced from 2 exons. Gene Ontology annotation, molecular function: phosphorelay sensor kinase activity. The record is from RefSeq and is a predicted model, not a curated record. Gene Ontology annotation, cellular component: membrane. Gene Ontology annotation, biological process: phosphorelay signal transduction system; cellular hyperosmotic response; phosphorylation. NCBI's taxonomy places the organism in Eukaryota, Fungi, Ascomycota, Eurotiomycetes, Chaetothyriales, Herpotrichiellaceae. The coding region runs from base 1 to 4008 and encodes 1335 amino acids.
AUGUCUCGCCCCGACGAGACAUUGGCAGCGGCCGCCGCAAUCUUACGUGGACUGGCCAAAGGCUCGACCGCGAAUCCCUCCUACGCCAACGGCUUAAAGCUUCCCCCGUACCGACUUCCGGGGGAUGACAACCCGUUGAAAAAGGAGCUGGAGGCUGAAAUAGCUUCUCUGGCACGGCGGAUACAUUAUCUCGAAGGGAGAGCCGAUGUCGUUGGUCACUCGCUGCCGGAUACCCCUGGUGAAUUCCAGAGUCCUACCUCGCCGUUAUCUCGCCCUAGCGAGCCUCGGAAUGCAUCAGAAGAACAAUUCAAUGACCAGACUGCGCCCGCUGCAGAAAGGACGCACGUGACCUCCAAUCAAUCAAGGCGCGUCAAUACACUUCUUGCUGCAAGGGAGCCUCUUGGUCCUUCCGAAUCUGGUCGUACCGUCAGCGAAGAUGAUAUCAGCAUUCUCCGGGAGCACGUGGAAAAACAGGCUGAACAGAUCAAGAGCCAGCGCGAGACAAUUGCAGAGAUCAGUCUCGGUCUACGACAUUCUGAGGAGCAAGCCAAGCAAGCAUUCAUAAGAGUGGAGAACGAAGAUGUCUCGAUGCUGGAGAGAGAACUUCGGAAGCAUCAACAGGCUAACGAGGCUUUCCAAAAGGCAUUGCGGGAAAUUGGUGGGAUCAUAACCCAGGUUGCUAACGGCGAUUUGUCCAAACGUGUCCAGAUCCAAGCCACCGAAAUGGACGAUGAAAUUGCUGCCUUCAAGGUCACUAUCAACACCAUGAUGGACCAACUCGAGAUAUUCGGAAGUGAAGUGACCAGGGUAGCACGAGAGGUCGGUACUGAAGGCAUCUUGGGCGGUCAAGCUCACAUCGGCGGGGUGCAUGGAAUCUGGAAAGAGUUGACAGAUAACGUGAAUAUCAUGGCUGCAAACCUGACAGACCAGGUUAGAGAGAUUGCCACCGUCACUAAAGCAGUCGCUCGCGGCGAUUUAAGCCAGAAAGUGCAGAGUCGAGCAAAAGGAGAAAUAUUCGAACUCCAACACACAAUCAAUACCAUGGUGGACCAGCUACGGACGUUUGCCACUGAAGUUACCCGCGUCGCCAGGGAUGUCGGCACUGAAGGCGUACUUGGCGGACAAGCUCAAAUCGACGGGGUUCAGGGUACCUGGAAUGAAUUGACCAAGAGUGUGAAUGCUAUGGCAGAUAACUUGACUACCCAGGUGCGAGACAUCGCCAUGGUCACUACCGCAGUCGCGAAAGGCGACCUUACGAGGAAAGUGACUGCCAGCUGCAAAGGCGAGAUUCUCCUGCUCAAGAGCACCAUCAACAACAUGGUUGACCAGCUACAACAAUUUGCCCAAGAAGUUACCAACCUGGCAAAGGAAGUUGGAACAAAUGGUGUUUUGGGCGGUCAAGCGACGGUGCACGAUGUUGAGGGCACGUGGAAGGACCUGACGGAGAAUGUGAACGGCAUGGCCAUGAAUCUGACGACUCAGGUGCGGGAGAUCGCGGCAGUCACUACCGCGGUUGCCAAUGGCGAUCUUUCCAAAAAGGUCACAGCCGACGUCCAAGGGGAGAUUCUUGACCUCAAGAUCACGAUUAACUCGAUGGUCGACCGAUUGAACACUUUUGCUUUUGAGGUCAGCAAAGUCGCAAGGGAGGUGGGCACAGAUGGCACUCUUGGUGGACAAGCCAAAGUGGACAAUGUCCAGGGCAAAUGGCGAGAUUUGACGGACAACGUGAACACCAUGGCUUCGAACCUGACAGACCAGGUGCGGAGCAUUUCCGACGUGACCCAAGCUAUUGCGGCAGGGAAUUUGGACAAGAAGAUUGAGGUCCAGGCUCAGGGCGAAAUUUUGACAUUGAAGGUCACAAUCAACAAUAUGGUGGACCGAUUGGCCACUUUUGCUCACGAGGUGAGAAGAGUAGCUCGCGAUGUGGGCGUCAACGGGAAGAUGGGUGGCCAAGCCAACGUCCACGACGUCAGUGGUCGGUGGAAGGAGAUCACCGAGGACGUCAACACCAUGGCCGAAAAUCUUACUGCUCAAGUCCGUGCCUUUGGAGAAAUCACAGAUGCAGCAACUGAAGGAGACUUUUCAAAAUUGAUCAGUGUCAAUGCAUCCGGAGAGAUGGACGAGUUGAAACGCAAAAUCAACCAGAUGAUUUCCAACCUAAGGGACAGCAUUCAAAGGAACACGGCCGCUCGAGAAGCUGCCGAACUUGCCAACCAAACAAAGUCCGAAUUUCUUGCAAACAUGUCCCACGAGAUCAGAACCCCGAUGAAUGGAAUCAUCGGAAUGACUCAACUCACCCUCGACACAGAUGACCUUAAGCCGCAUUCCCGAGAGAUGCUCAACACGGUGCACAACCUAGCCAACAGUCUGCUGACCAUCAUUGACGAUAUCCUCGACAUCUCAAAAAUCGAAGCGAAUCGCAUGGCAAUCGAAGCCAUUCCCUACACGAUCCGAGGGACGGUUUUCAAUGCACUCAAGUCGCUGGCAGUCAAAGCGAAUGAAAAAUCCUUGUGUCUGGCUUUCGACGUGGACAACUCGGUCCCGGAUUAUGUGGUUGGAGACCCAUUCCGUCUCAGACAAAUCAUCCUCAAUCUCGUGGGUAACGCCAUCAAAUUCACUGAUCAGGGCGAAGUUAAGGUCACAAUCAAGAAGUCCAUAGACUUGAUUGGGAAUUGCGCAACCGACGAGUUCCCGUUCGAGUUUGUGGUGUCCGACACCGGUAUUGGUAUCCAGUCUGACAAACUUGAUCUCAUCUUCGACACUUUCCAGCAAGCCGACGGCUCGACCACCCGAAAGUUCGGGGGCACUGGCCUCGGACUUUCGAUUUCCAAGCGGCUGGUCAACCUCAUGGGAGGCCAGGUAUGGGUCACUUCAGAUUUCGGGCAGGGUAGUGAAUUCCACUUCUCUUGCAUUGUGAAAUUUGCCACCGAGGACAUCAGUGUCAUCAGCUCACAGCUGUAUCCGUUCCGCAAGCAUAAAGUGCUUGUGGUGGACAAAGGGAUUUCUCCUUUUUUCGAGCGCGUCCCCGCCCUGAUCGAGGAGCUUGGUUUACAGGUUCUCGUGGUUGAGGAUGAGGCUGACGUCCCUGAACCGCCUUAUGAUGGGAAAGAUAAGCCGAUCGAUGGCGGCUACGAUGUUAUUGUCAUCGACCAGCUCGAGACGGCGCACAAGUUGCGACUGAUUGACAAAUUCAAGUACAUCCCCGUGGUCCUGCUGAAUGCGACUGUGUCGAUCAACCUGAAGACAGUCCUUGACUUGGGCAUUGCUUCCUACAUGACGACACCGUGUCAGCUCAUUGAUUUGGGCAAUUGUAUGAUCCCAGCUCUUGAAGGCCGGUCUACCCCCGUGAUCAAGGACUACAAGAAGUCAUUGAAUAUCUUACUUGCGGAAGACAACGAGGUCAAUCAAAAGGUGGCCAUCAAGAUUCUGGAGAAAUACAAUCAUGUUGUGACAGUGGUUGGCAACGGUCUAGAAGCUGUCAAUGCCAUCAAGGCCGAUCGCUUCGACGUGGUGUUGAUGGACGUGCAGAUGCCCGUGAUGGGCGGGUUCGAGGCCACACGAGAGAUCCGGCAGUACGAGAAAGAGAUGUUGCUUCCCAGGACACCCAUUAUCGCGCUGACUGCCCAUGCAAUGCUGGGUGACCGUGAAAAAUGCAUCCAGGCUCAAAUGGACGAAUAUCUGUCAAAGCCGCUCAAGCAGAACCUACUCAUGCAGACGAUCCUGCGAGUCGCAUCCGACGGCGUGACAGCAAUGUUCAACAAACAUGCUCGGACCAAGUCGAAGGCGACCGGGAACGGCACGUCAGAGAACAGGAAGCAGGAGACAGCGCCUGCCGACGCAGACGUUUCUUCGACAUCGCCGCUGAGGCCACAGUUUUCGGAAAGAUCAAUCACAACAUCAGGCCCGGUGACUUCUGGUAGCCCGGAGAGCCCCUCAGCCGCUAAAGACGUCGAGUCCGAUCCAAUGUCGGCUGUUAAUACCGUACGUUCGACGUCCUGGUCUAGAUAA